Molecule: messenger RNA, 1569 nt
Organism: Poecilia reticulata (guppy)
Lineage: Eukaryota; Metazoa; Chordata; Actinopteri; Cyprinodontiformes; Poeciliidae
Source: RefSeq, a predicted model, not a curated record
UGCGUGUGCGUGUGCGUGUGCGUGCUUGGGAGGGAGUGUUGGGGAAAUUUACAACUACUUACCAGAAAUGAGUCAUCACUUUAGAAGCAGACACAAUGAAGGUCUUCACAAAGUGCAAGUGGCUCUUUAAUACAUUACAACAUUUCCCCUUUGGCCAUAAUGAGAAAACUAGAAGAAAAAAAACAACAACUACAGUAUCAGCAUAAAAUUUUUGGCAGAAGAAUUAGCACAAUCUCAAAGGAAUCAUAGAAAUCUCUAAUUAUGUCUUUUUCCUACUGCUAGAUGAAAAGGCUUUUCACUCUUAGGCUCUGAUUUCUCUCUCUCUCUUGCUGUCUCUCACUUUCUCUCUUUGUCUCUCUCUCUCUCUCUUUCUCUCUCUCUCUCACAUGAAUACACACGUCAUUUGUGAUCUCCUUGUUUUGAAGGUUUUCAGUUCACGUCCUCCAGAGCGUCUAGUCGGCAGGCGUCUCUUUAUGAUUUUGUAAUGAUUAACUUUACAUACAUAAAAAGCGUAGAGAAACCAAGAACUCUGGGACGAGCAAAAGAAGAAGUGAAGAGAAAAAAACAUCCUCCACAGGUCUGUGAACUGCGGGACGGUUAACAAUGGAGUUCACGGUUUUGCUCUUCCUUUUACCUGCAUUUACGCUCACAAUGCAAGCUCUUUUACGGUCCUGCCGUGGCAUUUCAGUCACUCUCAGCCCAGACUCGGUAAACUUGGAGGUGAGCCCCGAGAUAUUCGCAGAGUGUGGCAAACCGGUUUCCCUUCACUGCAACUCUUCAUCACCUCAGCAUGGACUAUUAGUCAAAUACAUGGAGUGGUCCCAUGGCAACAUGUCUUUAUGUUCGGUGGACAGCGAACAAGCAAUAACCAAAUUACAAAGACACUACGAAAGUGACUUUGACUGCAAGUACGAAGAUGGACGACUGUCUUUGGAGUUUGAAAGAAUGCUGCCUCUGCAGAGCGGACAGUACAGGUGCAAACUGCGCUCCAACAAAGGAGUGGCAAAUGAAUGCACAAAGGUGCAGCUGCAAGAUUUCUGUGGGAAAGUGGAAGCUGUUUUAAGGAGUGAUGGUCCAUCCUGCAUCUUCAACCACGUCUAUCCGGACGGGGAUGUGCACUGGUUUCACGACUCUCGUAACGUCUCAGACGGGUCCGUGAUGCAGCACACUGCUAAAAGCAUCGACAACCACGGCUGGAUGAUCAUACAGAGUUGGUUGACCCUAAACGGUACAUCGGAGAGAAGUUCACACAAGCCAUACAACUGCUCUUUGAGAAGUUCUACUUCUGGGAAAUACAUUGCAAGUACUUUAGUUCAGAAACAUGAACGUGGGGCCGUUCGAGGUGCUAUAGGGUACGGCCGCUCUGCAGGAAACAGAGAGAGCUCACAGCAAGCUGGGAAGAUUGCUUUGGCUAUUUUAGUCACACUCAUUUCCAUGUUAAAAUAAUGAACUGUGCAAAGUAAAAACUCACUCUGGGGAAUGAUAAAACGUCAGAGUAAAUGAUUAGUAAUCUGUUCCAUCAUUAAUAAGAUGGUAGUCAGAAUCUAUUAAAGAACUAUGGCAACCAAA